Molecule: messenger RNA, 2330 nt
Organism: Indicator indicator
Lineage: Eukaryota; Metazoa; Chordata; Aves; Piciformes; Indicatoridae
Gene: TIPARP
Product: TCDD inducible poly(ADP-ribose) polymerase
Exons: 5
Coding region: 58-2070 (670 amino acids)
Molecular function (GO): zinc ion binding; NAD+ poly-ADP-ribosyltransferase activity
Source: RefSeq, a predicted model, not a curated record
CCUUGGGAGGCUCUGGGACAUUUGAAAGUGAUUUGGAGGGAGCAAAGUCUGUGUCCGAUGGACACCCAACCCGAGGCAGCCUGUGUUGUGCAGGAGGCUCCCAGCCCAGGCAUGAAGCACCCUCCUUCAGAGGACUUUCCUCCUCAGAUAAGACUCUCUGAAAAGAUACCCCCGGUGAAGCCUUGCUUCAAGAAGAAGCAGCAAGUACAGAAGAGGCUGGACACAGAAACCCUCCGUGCUCUGCGGCCCAUCUUUACCAGUCUGCUGGGAGCUGGGACCCUGGGCAGGGUCUUUGUGGCCCGAGGCCAAAGUGGUGGUCACAGUGAUUUGUGUGAACCUGCUGUGAAGAAGGCUCUGGAGCUCAGUACCUCUUGUCCCCAAGCAGAAAAUAACGUGACUGUGCUGGUGCCAACAGCUCCAGAUGGGCAGAGUCAAUUGCCAGUAGCUGAUCCUUCCUCUGGGCAUCCUGAGCAGGACAAGGAGUCAGGAGAGCAAAGCUUCUCACUAGAAACUGCUGCUGGAACUGCUUCUGCUAACAGUAAUGAAUCAUUCCAGGAUCAUCCUUUGCACCCAGCUGCCGCUGAUGGUGCAGCUUGUCCUUUGUUCCCAGAUAAGAUUCUGGAAAGCUACACAUCUGGCUUGUUGCAAGAGAAUAGCUGCCCAGUGCAAUACAGUUUGAACCCAAGCAAUAAAUUCAGUGCUGGAAUCUUCCAGGAUAAAAGUGAAGAAGCUUCUCUUGAUCUGGUGUUUGAGCUGCUGAACCAGCUGCAGUAUCACACCCACCAGGAAGAGGGGAUCGAAAUCUGUGUGGAUUUUCUCCAGGGCACCUGUGUUUAUGGCAGUGACUGUCCCAAACAUCACACAGUCUUGCCUUAUCACUGGCAAGUGAGGAGGACAGCAACCCAGAGCUGGCAAAGUGUGACCAACGACUCCCAGGAGCAUCUGGAGAGGCUCUACUGCAACCCUGACAACGACAGGAUCAAAGUGAGAUAUGGGGGCCAUGAGUUCUGGGUGGAUCUGAACGCCAUGAAGCUGUAUGAGACUGGGGAGUUCGACCACAUGCGGCGCCUCUCCACCCCGGCCUGCUCCAGCUCCUCUUCCAACUACUACACAGUCUGGAAGUACUUCUGCAGGGACCACUUUGGCUGGAGAGAGUACUCUGAGCCUGUGGUGAGGCUGAUCGAGGCAGCCGUUGGCCGGGGGCUGAAGGAGGUUCGCUUCGUCACCUGGCACAACCAAUACAUCCUCAACGUCAGGGAUGGCUUCCAGCAGAAUGCCUGCUUCAGGAGAGAGAUCAAGAGGAGGCCUCUGCUCCGCUCCUGCGUGGUCCUGAUGCCCUUUCUGCAGACCUUAGGAGGUAGCUCUCCAGUCCCUCCUCCAGCAGCUGACCCAGCUUCAUCACAAGUCUUAUCUCCAACUGCCAUUACCUCUCCAAACUUCUAUCCUGAGACCUGGAUUAGUAUGGAUCCAGCUCAGGACUUCAUCCAAGUGCCUGUUCUGAGUGAGGACAAAAGCUACAGAACCAUUUAUAACCUGUUCCACAAGACUGUGCCAGAGACCAAAUACAAGAUCCUGAAGAUCCUGAGGGUGCAGAACCAAUUCCUGUGGGAGAAAUACAAAAGGAAAAAGGAGUACAUGUGCAAGAAGAUGAGUGGGCUGGAGAGGAUCCUGACAGAGAAGCACCUGUUCCACGGCACCUCGCAGGAGGUGGUGGACGGCAUCUGCAAGCACAACUUCGACCCGCGCCUCUGCGGCAAGCACGCCACCAUGUUUGGCCAGGGCAGCUACUUUGCCAGGAAGGCAAGUUACUCCCACAACUUCUCCAAGAGGUCACCCAAGGGCCUCCACUACAUGUUCUUGGCCAAAGUGCUGACGGGAAGGUACACAGUGGGCAACCACACCAUGAGGAGACCUCCGCCAGUCAACCCCGGCAGCGUCACCAGCGACCUCUACGACUCCUGCGUGGACAAUUUCUUUGAGCCUCAGAUCUUUGUCAUCUUCAACGAUGAUCAGAGCUACCCUUACUUCAUCAUUCAGUAUGAAGAAGUCAGCAACACUGUCUCCAUCUGAACCUCCUGCUACUGACUCCCUCUUCACAGAGUCUCACAGCGUUCGGUGGAACCACCAGCAGCCACCUCUUGGCCCUGGAGCUGAGGACUUGCUUGGGAAGAACUCAGCAGCUCUGAAGUGCCCCAUCCUGACUUGCUGGUUGAUGCUGUCUGUGCAAAGUGUAAAUAGGGAUUAUUUUUUUUUUUUCCUCUCUCCCCCCCCACUGUUUAUAGUUGACAAAUCUGUGCCUUUUGUUACCAGCCACCAGUUAUUUAUGGUAG